AAAGUCGUGGCCUGGUGGGUUUCUUCUCCCUCCCAUCGCACAACUCCAGGUAUCGGCUGCAUCAUCUGGGCUGCCGCGGGCGCCUGGCAGCAGCACGGCUGGACCUCUGGCAUCGCCAUCGCUGCUCAUCAACUAGAAAUGAUAACUAGGGGUAAAAGAAAUCGAAUUAUCCAGAGCCAAGAUGAAUAUUUGUCAGAGGAGCAUACUGAGCAAGAGAGAAUUCCUCAACAAGACAUUGGUUCUUCUGAACUCCAACUGGGUGUUGGAGAAAACUUUUCAGAUGGUGAUGAUGAUGUUGAGAUUAAUGUCCAAGAGGAGAAUGGUGAAAGAGGAAGGCGUGGGAGGAACAAACUGAAAGAUAUUUGGGGCCUUCCCAAAGGUCUCAGAAUUGUUGUAGCCUGUAAUGACCUCGAUCAGCCAAUUGGAGAUGAAGCUGGUGUUCUAGGCAAAUUUCUUGGCAUAGUUGCUAGGAAUGGUUGCUUGUGUAGCUUGAGCUACAGGGACUGGAGACUGCUAAUAGGAAAGAGAGAAAGAAAUAGCAAUGAACAAAAAAAUAAGAUGGAUAUACUAAAGCAAGUGAAGUGGAUACUACGAACUAUUGGAGAGAGAUGGAGGCAGCAUAAGUCAAAUCUGAAGUCACUCUAUUUUGAUGUGAAUAAGAGUCUGGAAGUUAAUUGCAGCAAUUGUCCAGAAGGUGUUGUUAUUAAGGAUCAGUGGAUUGCACUUGUAAACAAUUGGAUGACCCCAAAGGCAAAGGAAAUAAGUGAGACAAACAGGACAAAUUGCGCAAAGAACAAGUCGACGCAUACAGCUGGAACAAAAAGCUUUGCUCGGAACAGAGAAGAGCUGAGGCAAAGAGAUCCUGAAAAGAAGGUCCCUCACAGAGCCGUUGUGUUCAUCCAUACACACCAGCCCAAAAGUGACAAGAAUAUAAAUGGACAUGUGGGCGAACUGAAGGAGCUUUUAGAAGAGCAGCCAGAUUUAGCGGACACUAGUCAGGGAAAGAUUGCUUGGAAAGGAGAUGCAUUGAAUCAGAUAUUAGGAGAAGAAAAGCAAGGCCGUGUUCAUGGUUUGGGCCUAGUUCCAAAUCCAAAUAAAGUGUUUGACCUAUCAAAUUCACGGCGCUUUAAGAACAUAAAUCUAACUUCAUUGGAUCCGACAUCAAGUGAAGAUGUUCAAUCCCUCAGACUUCAACUGGAAAAGGUCCAAAAGCAUGUCCAGAAUCAAGAUGCUACUAUCAUUCAAUUGAAACAAAAAACAAUAUCUUUGGAAGAAAGACAAGUAGAUCAGAGGAGCUUAGAUGAUUAUGUGCAUACAGCUCAAGAAACUAUCUAUGUUGAUGGGCCAAAUUCGAAUAGAAAAAGGUGGCAAAGUGAUGAUGAAUAUGAGGAUUUACAGCGGCCAAACAAAUAUUCUACUGCACUCAAGGCCAGGGCUUCACAUUUUCAAGAUGUUAGCUUGGACAAAAACAAGAAUACUAAUACCUACAAGGUUGCAGACUUGGAAACACCUUCAUUUUGCUCAAAUCGUGAAGGUUCUCAUUACCAGGGAAAUAAUACCUCAAAAAGAGCCUAUGCAGCCAAGCAUGCUACUAAACAACAGCAUGGGACAAGCUCUAGAUUACCAACCAAUUCAAUGGCGGCCGGCACUGCAGUGUUUUUGAAGAGCUUGAAAAGUCAAAGUAAAAAAGUUGCCGUUGCUACUGUCCAAAGUUGUGAUCCAACACAGAAACUUGAUGGUGUUGCCAUAGGAAAUCAAUUUUGGUUAGUUCGUGUCAGUAUUGUUAUAGCAGAUGAUGAAGUAUUGGUACGGCCAUAUAAAAACUACAAGUUUAUGGGUGAUGCACUAGGAGCCCAUAUUGCUUGGCCUGCAACUUUGAUUGAAAAGGCAAAUUGGUGAUACUGUUGAUGACGAGUUGGAUGCAAGGUGGAGAGUGCCGGCAAUUUCAGAGACUAACAAAUUUAGUAGUUAACCCAUAGGAAAUGUUGUUUAUGUUGAAUUUCUAUCAUGAAACCUAUUUGGAUAUUGUA
Phragmites australis (common reed) is the source of this 2030-nucleotide messenger RNA. RefSeq lists its product as uncharacterized. The record is from RefSeq and is a predicted model, not a curated record. Bases 139 to 1899 code for a protein of 586 amino acids. The transcript has 15 exons. NCBI's taxonomy places the organism in Eukaryota, Viridiplantae, Streptophyta, Magnoliopsida, Poales, Poaceae.